Molecule: messenger RNA, 10912 nt
Organism: Dinoponera quadriceps
Lineage: Eukaryota; Metazoa; Arthropoda; Insecta; Hymenoptera; Formicidae
Gene: puf
Product: ubiquitin carboxyl-terminal hydrolase 34
Exons: 11
Coding region: 356-10555 (3399 amino acids)
Biological process (GO): protein deubiquitination
Cellular component (GO): cytosol; nucleus
Molecular function (GO): cysteine-type deubiquitinase activity; cysteine-type endopeptidase activity
Source: RefSeq, a predicted model, not a curated record
GUGCGCGCGCUGCCGCUGAUCAGGAUCGGGCCGCGGCCGCUCUCAAAUUCGGCGCGUUCAGUGCUCCUGCCGAUCGUCGCCCCGGGAUUCGCGUCUUCCGGUGCUGACGCGUGCGACGGGACGCGCUCGCUCAUUCGCACGCCCGUGGUGAGAGCGCGACGAGUGGACGCGCAGCCUAUCGCACAAAAGCAAUAUGGUGACUGACCGACUGAUCGGCUGUCGGGGGUGAUCCGAGCGCACCGUUCGCGGGGAAUGUUUAAUAAUAUUGUCAUUGUUAGCCGUGUGCGUCGGUGAGCGCGAGUGAUGAACUUGACGUGAUCCGCAGCCUCCUCCAAGGCUAAAGAACGUGGGAACCAUGUGCGAUGUGUGCGUCGACUUUCACGAUCUUCUGCUCUCCUAUGACGAACGUUCGUCAAAGGAACAAGAUGCGUUGGCCACAUUAUGCGUAACAGACGUGGACACGACAUUGCAUUAUGUCAAUCAAUGGAUUCAGAGACAAUGUAUGUGCUGUUAUCGCGAAAUUAAGAAUUUCGAUCGAUUUAUAAGGCUAAUCCAGAGCGUCGUACUCUGUACGUUACAACAGUUGCAAGCUAUACAGCAAAAUGGGCAGCAAACAAAUGUCGCUAAGGAGAUCUCCGAGGAGGGGAAGGAGGAGGAUGAAGAUACGAGCGAUAAGCGAAAGUCGAGUGACGCUGCGGAGCAUGCACAGGUGGAAGUCCAGACGAAGCAAACCUGGUCCCAGCAGGACAGAGAGAAACUGUUUCAUCUCCUCUCGAAGGUCCUGGUGCUGAAUUUUCCCCUCUAUCUAGCCAUGAAGCACGGCGGUGUAAUUAACCCGUUGGCUCCCGUCAAGGACGAAGGCGGUUACUGCGAGCCACACGACCCCGAGGUGCCGGCGCCGUUGAUCCGUGCGGUAUCCAUCUUUUGCCACCAGGGUGGCUUCAAUCUGAUGUCCGCCUGCUUCGAUACGGAGAACACACUGCCCGUUAGUCUCGCGCACGCCAUGGUAGCGGUAGUUUGUAAUUUGAAGCUCUGGCUGAACUACGGCAGCGUCAUCCAGUUGUUCAUACCGUUGCGUAGCCGCGUCAUGAAGUACAUGUGCCGUCUGGGCGACAAGGAACUGCGUACUCCAGCCGUCAGAACCAUGGCUGAUUUCAUGUGGAGCGCGGUGAAGGAUCCGAUAGACGCCGUAUUACCGAGCUUCGAUCGGGACGGGCUCGAUCUGGCGUUCAAGUACUUCACCAGCACGACGUUGACCAUGAGGCUGGCCGGUGUGGCCCAGAUAAACGCCCACAUCACCGCGUCCAACGAGCUCUGCAACAGCGAGACCGUCGCCGAGGUGGAGCAAGUGGGGCACGCGCUCGCCGCAUGGUUGACCGAGAACAACAUCAUAGCCCACAUAUUCGGACCGAACCUGCACGUGGAGGUGAUCAAGCAGAGCCACAUUAUACUGAGCUUCCUGGCGAUGGAAGGCAGAAUCACAUCCUCGGACAUGGACACCAUGUGGCAGGCAGCGCAGCUCAAGCACUGCGGCCGUCCGGUUUACGACCUGCUGGCGCCACUGGUCAAACAUCUCGCGCCCACCCCCGUACUCCAUUUGUAUUCUUUGUUAGGUAAAUUAGAACCUAAGGACCACACGGAGCAGAGUCUGUUCUUAGCGUCGGCUUUGAUCAAGUUCAUUUGGACGUCCGGCGGCUCGGUAGCGGCUUGUCCGAGAAGUAUGGUGAUGAAGAACAGAGAGAUUCUCAGGAAUACCGGCGGAGUCGGUAGCAGUAGCAGCGACCCGAGCGGAAUGGACGCCAGCAGUCCUGAAGACGACGAGGAGGAGGAGCCGAGUCCGAUACCGUCCGAAGGACCGUCGCCUAGGAAGCAAGCGAGAGCUGACAGCAGCGAUGGGGAAGGACACUACAAAGGGAAAUCGUUGACGACGACGACCGUUGAGUCGAGCCCGGCUGAGAUCGAAGGCCUCCACUCGGACAAGUCCGAGGGCAACGGUGAAUCGGUGAAGGAUCACUCAUCGAACGUGAUUCAGGAGGAGACGAAGAACAAGCAAAGCGGCUCCGACGCCGAAGCGGACACCGAGAAGUCCAACACGGAGGAGGCGUUCGUGCACGAGAAGAAGAAGCGGAAGAUCCUGCGCAAGCGGAAGAGGCCGCCGCGUUCGUUGAACGCCGUCGAGAAGACCUUGGAGGAGAUCGUCGGUCAAGACGUCGCGAAGAGCAACCCGUCGAACGGCAGCUUGCACGCGGCGGGCGAGGAGCCGAAGGGCGUGGACGCGUUAGACCGCGUGAAGCAACAGGCGAUGGCCCUGGACCCGAGCGACCAGCAAGUUCCCACCACGGCGGCGCUCCUGAGACGCGCCAACAAGAACAAGUACAUGCCGUCCCUGGUGGGCUACAACGGGAUAGAUCGAGCGGCGGCCGACUCGGCGGACAGUUCGCACGACGAGGACGACAGCGACGUGGCCGGUGUGCUCGCCGCCGCGGACGGCCCCGGCGCGGUGAUAUCCGAGCUCGCCGGUUUGGUGCACGCGACCGGCCCCACGUUCUUACCCUCCGGCCUGGACGAGAUGCUGUCGGACGAGGAGGGCUCGUACAGCAGCCGGAUAUCGAACAAGAGCGAGAAGAACAUGGCCGACUUCGACGGCGAGGAGAGCGGCUGCGAGGAGGAGCUCGCACAGUUGGCCGCGCGUCACCUCACCGCCAUACAGAUGCAGGCUUACCACCCGCACCAUUCCACCAUGACGAUCAGAAGAACGGUCUGCCAGCCGCCGCAGGUGCGAACGAUCCGGCAAUCGGCCACGAGGCUGAGCUCGCAGUUCAACACGGAGACGGUCUGCAAGCCCGGCAACACGUUGCUGUGGGACCUGCUUCAGGACGAUAAGAUAGGACAGUUGGGCGAGGGCCUGGCCUCCGAGGCGGAGAAAGCGCUCUGCAAUCUGCUCUGCUUCACCGUCGACCGCAUCAUCCCGGAGAAAUUCGUGGAGGGCUGCCUGGAGAAUCUGGCGACGAACCGCUCGGUGGUCGUGUCGCUGAGACUGUUGCCGAAGCUGUUCGCGAGCUUCCAGCAGGCCGGCUCGGACCCGCACAAGAUAAUGCUCAGGGCCAACAACGAGUACGGGAUGAUGAAGCACUUCUUCAACAAUCUGAAGGCCUACAUGAGCACGGGACCGAGGAGCAAUCUGUACUCGCACCAGACGGAGAUCCAGGUCAGGCUGCAAUUCCUUUCCUCCAUCUUCUCGCCGUUGGGCUCGCCGGACACCUUCCGCCUCAGUCUCGAACAGGUGGACAUACUGUGGCAGUGCCUGUCGCAGGAUCCGACCUGCGCGGACGAGCUCUUCAGCUGGCUGCUCAGCCAGGCGAAGUCCACGGACCAGCAUGCCCUGGGAAUGGACACCCUGAAGCACCUCUGUAUGCGCAAGCUGCCGAGCCUGCCGGCGGAGACCAUCAGUAUGACGGGGCUGAGCCUGUUUCAGCAAUUGUGCAACCUGGCGCGCCUGGCCGCCACGCAGUACAACGGCCUGCCGGAAGUGGACUCGGUGGGCAUGGACUUCUUGUGGCGGAUCGCGCUCAAGGCGAAGAGCACGGACGUCAGCAUGGCGGCGAUACAGUACAUCAACGCGUUCUACAUGUCGCAGCAUCUCAGAAUGGAGGCGGAAUUCGUGUCGCAGUGUAUGACGCAUCUCGCGGCGGCCAGCGCCGACCUCGAGACGAACGAGGAGGCGAGUCUACGCUGCAUACAGCGCGCCCUGCUCCUGCUGAGGACGCAUCUGGAAGCCUUCCGUAAACGUUACGCCUACCACCUGCGCCGUUGGAUGCUGGAGGGCAGAGGCGCCGGCAGCUACGUCGCCAUGAACACCUCCGACAAGGGCCAGCAGCUGCGGAUUUUCGUCCAGCCGGCCGGCAUACCGGAGAAGAUGAGCUUCAUCCUCCUGAACACCGACUAUGUGGCCGACCUGAGGGCCGAGGUGGCCAAAUGGUGGGACGACACGCAGAACGCCCAGAGCAGCGCGUCCCCUCAGGCCCGAGCGCCGAACAGCGGCUCGGUUUUGGGAUCGUUGCUCACCGACGGCCCGAUCAGGAUGAUCACCCAAGGACAGGAGCUGACGAUCGACUUCGACGAGAAGACGCUGCAGGAGAUGGGCUUCAAGGACGGCCAGCUGGUGUUCAUUUCACCCGGCGCCAGCAGGGGCGCGAGCCGCUGCGGCAAGUUAACGCGGGAAGCGGAAUCGCCCUCGAUGAUACCGGCCCCGUCGACCGACUCUCUGCCGACGUUGCUGCUGCUGCAGCCGCAGUACUUCGAGCAGCUGUUCACGCUGAUGAGGACCCUCAGCGCCAUGAGGAGCACCGUGAAGGGCGGCCAGGAGAUCCCGCACACGAAGGCCCAGGUGCUCUCGCGCCGAGUCUGGGACACGCUGACCCUCCUGCCGACGAGUCCGACCUUGCUGCGGGGUUUCCAGAAACUCGGCGAGACGUCCCUUCAGGAACUGUUCGACCCGGCGAGCCCGCAGAAGCUGAUGUACUCUUUGUACAUAGUCGAGUCCCUGAGCCGACGCGGCGCGACGAAUCAGCCGGCGACUAGCAACAACGUGUCGCACGACGGCGGCGGUGACGCGGACGACAAUCACGACCACCACCCGGUCGACUGGUCCGCGCUGUUCGUGCAACACGGCGGACUGCGGCACCUCUUCGACAUCUUCAUGUCGGGCUGCCUGGAGCAAGGGGACGGCAGCGAGUGGCAGCAAGACUGCCUCGCCAGUCUGCUGAAGCAGCUGUGCCAUCUCGGGGUCGCGAGGGAGGACAAGAAGCGCCAGAAGCCGGACAAGCUGCUGGUGCCGAAGCUGAGCGAGGCGAUGCUGCGAAUGAUGAACGUCGACACGGUGAUGUCGCGGAUAACCAGCAUCCUGAACGACGCCUCGUCGCCGCUCGACCCGAAUCACUACAAGACCGGGCUCUUCGGCCGUUCGCAGGUGAUACACUACGCGAUGGCGUUGCUGGUCUGCUGGGUGCACAGCGACCCGGCGGUCAGGCAGCAGUACCUCUUCUCCGUCGAGCCGUUCGGCAAGACCUGGCUGCGCCGGCUGGUCCUGGAGGACCCCGAGCCGGCGGUGAGGCGCGAGGUCUGCACGGGUUUGUACAAGCUGUGCCUGGGCACCACCGGCGCGGACGACGACGCGACGGACGUGCCGGGCCUGUUGGUGCCCAUGCUGAACACCCUGCUGGAACAUCUCGUGAUCGCCGAGGCGAUGCAGCCGUCCCACCGCAAGCCGGAUCUGCACCUGCAUCCCGUGUUGGACGACGGCAAGGAGCCGUACGGGCCGGCUUGCCGGGACUUCUUCUGGCUGCUGUGCCGCCUGGUGGACUCGCUGCCGAAGACGGACGACUCGACGAACGCCAGCAGCAUCGACCUGGAGACGUUGGCGAUACGAGUGAUCGACUCCGUGCUCAACCGGGAGCACCUGGAGACGCGGCACAACACGGUGGAGGACGACGCGCUGGUCGGCCUGCUGAAUCUCACGUGCAACAUCAUGGCGCACAACCCGCCCUGCAAGCAGGGCAAGAUCGGCCAGAAUCUGUUGGACGAGGUGUUCGACUUCCUGUUCGCGCUGCCGAAUCCGCGCAGCAAGCACGUGCCGAAGUGCAAGAGCCAGGUGUCGAGGUCGGCCGCCUUCGAUCUGCUGGUCGAGCUGGUGAAAUUCGCGCCCGGCAACUACAGGAUACUGCACGAGAAGCUACUGGCGCAGCACCGUCCCGGGCCGCACUCGCCUUACCCGUGGGAUUACUGGCCUCACGAGGACGGACGGUCCGACUGCGGCUACGUCGGCCUCACCAACCUGGGCGCGACCUGCUACAUGGCGAGCUGCAUGCAGCAUCUCUACAUGAUGCCGCAGGCGCGCGUCUCCAUCCUGGGCGCCGACUGCAAUCGCGCGAACAAGCACCAGCUGACGCUGCGGGAGCUGCAGCGGAUGUUCGCUUACCUGCUGGAGUCCGAGAGGAAGGCGUACAAUCCGAGGAGCUUCUGCCGCGUGUACACGAUGAACCACGAGCCGCUCAACACCGGCGAGCAGAAGGACAUGGCGGAAUUCUUCAUCGACCUCGUCUCCAAGCUGGAGGAGAUGACGUCCGAUCUGAAGAACCUCGUCAAGACGCUGUUCUGCGGCGUGAUAUCCAACAACGUCGUGUCCCUCGACUGCGAGCACGUCAGCAGAACGCUGGAGGAGUUUUACACGGUGCGAUGCCAAGUGGCGGACAUGAGGAACCUAUACGAGAGCUUGGACGAGGUGACGGUCAAGGACACGCUGGAGGGCGACAACAUGUACACCUGCUCGCAGUGCGGCAAGAAGGCGCGCGCCGAGAAACGCGCCUGCUUCAAGAAGCUGCCGCACAUACUGUGCUUCAACACGAUGCGCUACACCUUCAACAUGGGCACGAUGCUGAAGGAGAAGGUGAACACGCACUUCAGCUUCCCGCUGCGGCUGGACAUGUCCGGCUACGUCGAGAAGAAGCUGAUGCCGCAGCACUGUCAGGAGGACGAGAGGAAGAAGCGCGACGCCUUGCUGGCGGACGACGCGGAGGAGGAGAUGGAACAUUACCUCUACGACCUGAUCGGCGUGACGGUUCACACCGGCACGGCGGACGGUGGGCAUUAUUACAGCUUCAUCAGGGACCGCACGUCCCCGAACAAGGACAAGUGGUUCCUGUUCAACGACGCCGAGGUCAAGCCGUUCGAUCCGAAUCAGAUCGCGGCGGAGUGCUUCGGCGGCGAGAUGACCAGCAAAACUUACGACUCGGUAACGGACAAGUUCAUGGAUUUCAGCUUCGAGAAGACCAACUCGGCGUACAUGCUGUUUUACGAGUGGUGCGCCGAGCCCGGCGAGCAGGCGAAGGAGGAGGAGGCCACGGUCUCGAGCCCCACCGCCGUCAGCGGCCGCUCCUCCGCGUUGAUGCGCAAGGACGUGAACAUGAAGCUGCCGCCGUUGGAGCUCAGCAAGGAGCUCGAGGACUGGAUCUGGCAGGACAACACGCACUUCCUGCAGGACAAGAACAUCUUCGAGCACACGUACUUCGCGUUCAUGUGGCAGAUCUGCGGCUACAUACCGCAGACCCUGCUCUCGGUGCAGCCGGACAUCACGGAGAUGUCGGCGGAGCUGUCCACGUCCUUCUUCAUGGAGACGUUCAUACACGCCAAGGAGAAGCCGACGAUGGUGCAGUGGGUGGAGCUGCUGACGAAACAGUUCAACGCCUCGGCCGGCGCCUGCGCCCGCUUCCUCGAGCGCAUGGCCGGCGACUCCUGGUGGCCUAUUCAGAUUCUAGUCAAGUGUCCUAAUCAGAUGGUCAGGCAGAUGUUUCAACGGCUGUGCAUCCACGUGAUUCAACGACUGCGCGCUACUCAAGCACCCCUGUACCUUCUCUGCGACGAGGAGAGCGACGCGAACACCGUCGGCACCCGAUCCUGCGUCACCAGAUUCGUCCGCAUGCUGCUGUCGCUGAUGGAGCAUGCGAAGCAGCAUCUCAAGCACCUCACGGAGUACUUCAGCUUCCUCUACGAGUUCAGCAAGAUGGGCGAGGAGGAGACCGUUUUCCUCAUCCGCGUUCAGGCGAUCUCCACGAUGGUGAACUUCUAUCUCGGCCACAAGACUCACGAGUUCGUCGACGCGGUCAGCGAGGAGGAGGAGGAGGAGGAAAUCGUGACUGUGCCCACGGAGAAGCUCCGUUCCGCCUCGUUGGACAAGAUGAUCACGCUGAUAGCGACAUUGGUCGAGCGCAGCAGAGGGCCUGAUCACAGGCUGGCGUUGUCGCCGGCCGACCUCAGCGCCGUAGCCGGCGGCAAGGGUUUCCCCUUCUUGUACCAGCAGACGCGGGACCUCAUCAAUCUCGGCCAGACCAGGAACCUCAUACAGUCGUUGUGCCGGUGGAACGACCGGCUGGCGAUACACGUGGUCACGAUGAUAUUCCAGGCGAUAAUGAAGCACACCGACAUGUGCCAGCCGUUUUUCAAGCUGCUGACCUUGCUGACCGAGAGCUCCGGGCCGAGCGGUCUGCCCUGCAUGACCCAGCUGAUCCUCAGCAGGGUCUGGGAAGCGGCGAGGGUCGCCCCGCACGGCGCCCUCGAAUGGCUGGCCCUCGCGGUCACGAGAAGCAAGCUGGCGCACGCCUGGGUGCUGCAGGGCCUCGACACGUGGCUCCAGCACUUCCUCCUCGAGCACUCCAAUCAGAGAGUUCGUUCGGCCGCUGCUUUCCUCCUGGUGUCGUUAGUACCGUCUACGCAUUUCCGGCAAGGCUACCGUAGCGCGCACCGCCUCGGUCUCGGCUGCAACGCCUCCAGGGAGCUUCAACUGUCGCCGGAAGCCACUCUGAUACUGCAUCAGAUCUACACGGCGCUUCUGAGGCUGCUGCAACCCGCGAGACAUUACAUCGACAUACAAACUCAUGGUACAAUGAAGCUCACUGCCUAUUUCGCAUUGCUCACAUACUGCGUAGUCUCUAAGACCGAAAAAUUAAUGUUCGGCCAGUAUCUUAACGAUCUGUGGACCCUCUUCCAUCCGAAGCUCUCGGAACCGAGCAUUCCGGUGCACCAUAACAAGCAAGCGGUACUCCUGUUCUGGUACCACGUUUGCUCCAAUUGCCCGGAGAACGUCGCCAUGAUACUCCACAAUCCGCACAUCACGAAGAACAUUGCAUUUAACUACAUACUAGCCGAUCACGAGGACCAGGAUGUCGUGCUGUUCAACAGAGUCAUGUUACCCGCUUAUUACGGCCUCUUGAGGCUUUGCUGUCAACAAUCGCGCACCUUCACGAGGCAACUGGCCGCGCAUCAGAAUAUCCAAUGGGCUUUCAAGAACAUCACACCUCAUCCUACUCAGUAUUCAACUGCGGUGGACGAAUUGUUCAAACUUAUGCAGUUGUUAGUUCAGAGGAAUCCCGAUCAGACCGAACAAGAGGAGGCGGAGAUCACAUCAUUCAGAAGAGGCACAUUGUCCUCUUAUCUGCAGGGGCUGGAUGGCCGUUCGUGUUGGGCGACUCUCAUCUCUGCUUUUCGAAUUCUCAUCGAGUCGGACGACGAUCGUUUAUACGUUGUUUACAACGGCGGCCUAAGCAUGGCCCUAGAAGCGUUUCAUAUGCUGCAUAUCAUGUACCACGAGGCUACGGCGUGUCACGUUGCCGGCGACCUGGCCGAACUGAUCGCCAUCAUCGUGGAGCUGGUACGCUGUAUACGAACCGCCCGGGACGGGCCGGAUGCGAGGAACAUCCUGGCGAAUUGCAAGGAGUGGCCGGACGUGUUGCGCAAACUGGCAACGUUGUUGAACACGUAUAAUCCGCCGGACAUGAGGAACCUCGCCAUCGACCUGCUGAAGGAGCUCGUGAUGCUCGUCCCCGCGGAAGCGAUACUGAUCUUAGCGCCGUUACUCUCACACUGCCACGCAGCUCUUCAGGAGUCCCACGCCGCAGUCCCGCCCGGCCCGUACCUGCCGCGAAGAUCCACCCCGCCCGGAAAGAUGCCGACGAGACCCGCCAGGCCGAUGGUGCAGAUGGCGGUGCCUCAUUCGCAGCUCGAGGCGUCGAAGGGAGUGGAUCCGGAAUACGAUAGCGCGUUGCUCGAGUUUUACCUACCUUAUCACGAGCUCAUAGACGUCAUGUGCAGAUUAGCGAUCAACAAUGACUGUAUGACAGAUACGCUGGUGAAUCUAAGUGCUAUGCUCGGUUUCGAGGGUGUCCCGUUGCACUUGGCCCUGUUCCCUAGGCUGUGGCUGGACGUUCACGCGACCGCGCACAUAGACAGGAAGCACAUAGCGUCUCUCCUGUGCUCCUCCUACACGGUGGACUACGUGGACGCGGUGUUGUUGGACGAGAGAUCGUCGCUCGGGGUGCCGGCGAUACACGCCUUCCUCAAGACUUUCUUCCCGAAGCUGGCCAGCCACGUGCUGACCGAGCAGACGUGCCUGCUCAUCGACAACCUGGUCAGCUCGAUGACGGCGAUGGUGGAGGCGGUGGACAUCGAGGCCUCCGCGCAGAGGCUUACCGGCGACCUGCGCGCCUUGACGCUCGUAUACAGCAGCAGCGCGAGACUGAAGCCACCCGCCACCCUGUUGCCGGCAUUGGAAACUCUGUUGUCGCGCACACGGACUGUCACGGUGAAGAAGAGCGGCUCACCGGACGGCGAGGCACCCGCUAAGAAGCGCAAGCUCGUCAGUGACGACAGCGAACCGGCCGACAAGGAUCUGCGCGUCGUGAAGGACGUCGGUAUGGAGAACAGCCUGUCGACGGAGGCGGAGGAGAAGGCGGACGUGAUGAAGCACGGCGCGAUGUCGUCCGAGUCCGGCGACGACAACAAGGCCGCCGCCGCCGCCGCCGCCGCCCGGCAAAAGUCGGGCAACGUUCAGACGGAGGCGAUCGCCGGCGGCAUCAGCAACGUACCGUCGAGCUUGGUCAGCACCGCGAACGCUUGUACAAAUCAAUUGCGCUGCACGUUGACCAACGUCUCGUGGCUCGAGAUGCUCGAGAGCACCAUCGUCGACCUGCAGAUGAUCGUGCAAGUGCAGAGCAAGAGUAAUUAAUUCUCAUCCGCGGAUUCGAACGAACAGGCAGAUGGAAUAUAUAUACAUAUAUAUAUAUAUAUAUAUGUAUAUGUAUGUAUGUAUGAUGAUGAGAGGGGGAUGCGACGUUGUUGUCCCUCACCGUGUGUAUGCGCGUGUGUUGAGUCGUAUGCGUGUGUCCGUCUGUAUGAUCUUGCGUCGAUUUAGAAAGAGUUUAUGUAACAACGUGAAUUCACGCUCCUUCGCAAAAAUCGGAUGUAACUUAGUAUGUAACGAGAUGUCGCGAGGAAGGGAAAAAAGUGUAUGUCACCGAUUGUUUACUUUCCAAAUAUAGGAGAAUAUAAAAGUAUUUUCGUUACGGUUUAAGUUACGUUAUAU